CGGCGAGCGAAGGGUCAUUGUACGUCAUCGCUGAUGAAGUAGUGAUUCGUGACAUCAAGCUAUUUCCAUAAAGACGCACCGGACUGCUGCCAAGUGGAAUAUUUAACCAGACCCCUCCGCUCUCCUCCGGCCGUUGUCAGGGAAAUCAAGCAUGACUUCAGUAUCACUAUGUUCCAUUCUAUCCAGCCGUACAGUGAGCGAGGUGUACCCGACCACACAGACGGCCCGCCAGUCAAACGACUGUAUCACCGAGGUCAGGGUCACUCAGGUGACGGGCCAUGUGACUGUGUGACGUGCGGUCGUGAGGUGGCCAGCUUCCUACACAGUCUCCGUGUUGGUGUUACAGACGGUCGCACAAUAACAUCUACAACAUUGACCCCCACCAGCGACGGCACCACACCACCCUGUCUACAGUGGAGAGACGUGCUGGUGUUGAGCUGGCCUAACGUUAGUGACAACUCGGGUAUGGUGACGGGACUGCAAGAAGCGGGUAUCCCAGUGCGGGUGAUGAAGGAUGAUGACAUCGAGGACGUAUCCACGGCCCACAGUGACGUGGUGUGGGUGGCGGAUGGAUAUCGUGUUUGUGGUCUGGAGAGAAAAGUCGUCGUCUAUGUGGAGGAUCCUGAGUCUGACUCUUUUAGCUUUCCCCGAUUUACCCUCAUUUCCCGCUGUACGUCACAACUUGUGAUUGUCUCCUCUGAGCACUAACUGACCUGUCACCUGUUGUAGUCACGUGUCUGUCUCCCUGACGUCAACACUUAUCUUCAGUAUUUCUCUUCUUCUACUCUCAGUCUAUCAUCACUUCAUCACCUUAUGAUGUCUUACACAUGAUUUCACGAUAUUUUGUCACAACAUAAGGUCCGUGUAUGUCUUUACACAACAACUAGUGUCAACUACAAUAUCAAACCAUCUUUACACAACAACAUAGUUUGUACAACGGGCUGCAGUUGGUGACAUCACACUAACACUCAGUCUUAUGGACUGAAAUAAAAUGUAUCUUUGUACGUUACUUUUAUUUUCAUUUGGAUGCAACAUUUACGUGUGUGUGUGUGUGUGUGUUGCCAUUACCUUGUGUGUAAAUGGCGGGUGUCUGAACAAUCAUUUUAUGCUGAUGUAGUUUUUUAGUGUUUAAGUAAAGUGUUAUAUAAUGAGUGUUGUAUGACAUCUACAAUUUUUUAUAAUAUUGCAUUUUUUCGUUCUUCAUAUCCAGAAAAUAAAAUAAUUCAUUUUCACACGAAACAAUAAAGUUGAAAUGUGUUGGAUCAUGUCGGUUGGUUAUAUUGUAUAACUUUGUGUUGUAUUUUGUUUUAUACUGGUGGUUAGCCCUAUUUUCUCAAUUUCUCUGCGGCUGAUCCGUUGAUAAUAACCUGUACAGACAGCACUGACACACUCACACGCGCGCUAGCAAACCUAGAUCAGCAUGAAUUCUCUGUUUAAACGGUACACGGACUUUUCGCCGACGGACGUUUCGGAGCCGGACCUUUUGCC
Pomacea canaliculata is the source of this 1488-nucleotide messenger RNA. RefSeq lists its product as uncharacterized. The coding region runs from base 169 to 708 and encodes 179 amino acids. The transcript is spliced from 3 exons. Lineage: Eukaryota; Metazoa; Mollusca; Gastropoda; Architaenioglossa; Ampullariidae. The record is from RefSeq and is a predicted model, not a curated record.